CCAUUUCAAUGAAAAAAGAGGACAGUCGACUACAAAACCAAGACAUUGAGGUGUAUAGUCGCUGUAUGAAGCUCCAAAAAUCCUUGUACAACUUCACACUCUAGUAAUCACUUAAUUACCUUUUGAAGGCAUAACUGUACGGUCUUAUGAAAUUUAAGUUAAAAAUUAUUAAAACCUUUAGAUAAAUGAAAUAAUGUUGUGUUUUUAGAGUGAGUCUUUUAGAGCGCAAUUUCAAACAUGAGCGCCUGGUGCUUUACCUCUGCUGUUUGGAGAUCAGGAUUCCAAAGAUACGUAUUACCGCGAAAUAUCCCGCACACUUUAUCUGUAUCCAAUAAAAUUUUUGGAAAUCAACCACUUGCAUACCCAUGUCUAGCUCAAACACGGUCGAUACAAAUUCUGCUCUCUAAACCUGAAGUGGAAAGUAAAGUUUUAGCUGUCUGUUCUGCGUUCGAUAAAAUCCAGUCCGAUAAGCUUACGCUUGAUUCUUCGUUUAUCAAAGAUCUCGGUCUUGAUAGUCUGGACCACAUAGAAGUAAUUAUGGAAAUCGAAAAUGAAUUCCGGUUUGAAAUAAGUGAUGUGGACGCCGAAAAAUUGCACACACCCCGUGAUAUUGUGGAACAUGUGUAUCAUUCAAUUAAAAAAGCAGAACCUUCAAAUUAAGAUACUGGUGAAAUAUUAUAACACUUCUAAUUACUACUAAAAACAUUCUAGACCAUAUAUUAUUGUAGAUAUUGUUCUCCUGAACACUUUACUUUUUAAUUUAUGAAGGGUGCUUGAGCUCAUAGAAGAAUAUCGCUAUCUUUCUCCAGAACCUUGUCAUAUUAUAUCACUAGGUCUCCAAUUGAAGUUGUUUCAUAGUAACAUAAAUUUAAAUGUAUAAGGGAAAUCAGUAGUUUGGUUAUGUUAACUUUAAAAAUACUGUCUCAACAUUCGUUGCGCGUAAUGAUGAUUUUUUUUCAAAUAUGGAUAUGAAACAAAGUUAUAGUUAACAUACGCUUUGUCG
Molecule: messenger RNA, 1003 nt
Organism: Schistosoma bovis
Lineage: Eukaryota; Metazoa; Platyhelminthes; Trematoda; Strigeidida; Schistosomatidae
Source: the annotation of a GenBank genome assembly